Molecule: messenger RNA, 4668 nt
Organism: Anolis carolinensis (green anole)
Lineage: Eukaryota; Metazoa; Chordata; Lepidosauria; Squamata; Anolidae
Product: olfactory receptor 5B21-like
Exons: 1
Coding region: 3524-4597 (357 amino acids)
Biological process (GO): G protein-coupled receptor signaling pathway; sensory perception of smell
Cellular component (GO): membrane
Molecular function (GO): G protein-coupled receptor activity; odorant binding; olfactory receptor activity
Source: RefSeq, a predicted model, not a curated record
UUGAGCUGUGGCAUCAGAGUAUAAUACAGUCCCUGUUCAUGAUUAAGGGAUGUAUAGAGUCCAAUAGUGAUACUAUUCUAGAUAAUGCAGAGGGAUUCUAGACAUCUCUUUUGAAGCAGGUAGAAGUGGAAGGUUGUGAAGAAAUCAAAAGAAAACAACUUCUUUGGUUGAUGUGGAUGUACCGUAUAUACUCGAGUAUAAGCCGACCUGAAUAUAAGCCGAGGCAUCUAAUUUUACCACAAAACUGGGAAAAUCUAUUGACUCAAGUAUAAGACGAGGGUGGGAAAUGCAGCAGCUACUGGCAAAUUUCAAAAAUAAAAUAAAUAUAGAUACUAAUAAAAUUACAUUAUUUGAGGCAUCAAUCGGUUAAAUGUUUUUGAAUGUUUACAUAAAAUUGUAAUUUAUGAUGAUAAUAAUAAGACUUUAAUAAGAUAAGACUGUCCAACUCUGAUUACCUAUAUACUUGAGUAUAAACCGACCCGAAUAUAAGCCAGCCAGGACCCUCACUCGAAUGUAAGCUGAGGGGAGCUUUUGCAGCCCUAAAAAAGGGCUGAAAAACUAGGCUUAUACUCGAGUAUAUGCAGUACUUGCUAUGGGAUUUUAAAAAGUUGUUUUAUUUAAUUAUAAUCAGAAGUUAGAAUAUUUGUGAAUAGCCCAGGACUGCACAGCAAUUCAGCCAAUAAUACAGGUUCUCUGACAUUUGGCCACUGAGAAAAAACAGCAAAUCAGCCAGUAGAUACACAUGUACAGGUGUUGUUACAAUGACAGGUAACAGCAUUUUAUCAGUCUUCCUUUUUGCCAUUUCCCUUGUAUGAUUAAACCCAACCAGACUCCUUAUCAGUAUUUUUAAAGUGAUGUGUUAGCAUCUAUUUGAAUCCUCUUUGGAUCAAAUGGUUCAGACAUUCCGACAUAUAAUUUUCUCCAGAUGAAUGCAUGUAGGAACCUUCUGUUUUGCCUGACUCACCAGUUUCCGCCCUCUUUAUUCAUAUGCAUCCAGAUCAAAUUCAGAAACAGGAUGCUGAUGUAUCUGACUGCUUAUCAUAUCAAAUACGAAGGUGGCAAAAUGGUAAUCCCUUUGCAUCAAUUGUGGCUUCAAGAGCUAUGCAGUACUGAUAGUCCAGCUGAAUUUUAACUGGGUAAAAUAAAGCAAAGGAUGCUCACAGUGUGUUGUCGGAGGCUUUCAUGGCUGGAAUCACUGGAUUGUGAGUUGUCCAGGCUGUAUGGCCAUGUUUCCAGAAGCAUUCUCUCCUGACAUUUCUCCCACAUCUAUGGCAGGCAUCCUCAGAGGUUGUGAGGUCUGUUGGAAACUAGGCAAGUGGGGUUUAUAUAUCUGUGGAAGGUCCAGGGUGGGAGAAAGAACUCUUGUCUUUUGGAGGCAAGUGUGAACGUUGCCAUUAAUCACCUUGAUUAGCAUUGAAAAGCCUUGCAGCUUCAAAGCCUGGCUGCUUCCUGCCUGGGGGAAUUCUUUGUUGGGAAGUGUUAGCUGACCCUGAUUAUUUCAUGCCUGGAAUUCCCCUGUUUUCAGAGUGUUGUUCUUUAUUUACUGUCCUGAUUUUAGAGUCUUUUAAAUACUGGUAGACAGAUUUUGUUCAUUUCCAUGGUUUCCUCUUUCUGUUGGAAGUGUCCACAUGCUUGUGAAUUUCAGUGGCUUCUCUGUGUAGUCUGACAUGGUGGUUGUCAGAGUGAUCCAGCAUUUCUGUGUUCUCAAAUAAUAUGCUAUGUUGGUUCAUCAAGUGCUCUGCUAUGGCUGACUUCUCUGGUUGAAUAAUCCUGGUCUCCAAAGUCAUUGUCAAAUGUUCAGACCACUGUAAAAUGGAAAUUGUUGCAUCUUUGUUUUGGAACUUAUUUGUAAGAAUGUAUAUGUACUGUGUAGUCAAUGCAAAAGAAGCAUAUACAUAUGUAUUGCUAUUCCUGAAUGGGAAUUUUCCAACUGUGAUCCUUCACUGUUAGGCAACACCAAUUUUAUCAUGGAUUCCUGAGUUGGCCAUUCAUGAAAAGUAUUGGCAGUAGAAAAUACAUUUCUGUUCUGAGAUUUUUUGUGUGUGUCAGCAGCAACUUGAGAAACUGCAAGUCAUGUCUGGUGUGAGAGAAUUGGCCAUCUGCAAGGACGUUGUCCAGGGGAAUGUUUUGAUAUUUUUACCAUCCUUGUGGGAGGCUUCUCUCAUGUCCCCACAUAGAGCUGGAGCUGAUAGAGGGAGCUCAUCCACACUCUCCCCUGGUUGGAUUUGAACCAGCUGCCUUCAGGUCAGCAACCCAACCUUCAAGUCAUCAGUCCUGCCAGUACAAGAGUUUAAUCCACUGCGCCACUGGGGGCUGAGAUCAUUGUCUGCAAUUGGAAUGAGCAGAAUAUAGAUUAGGACCUACUGGUAGAAAUGUAGGCAGUGGGUUGUUUUUACAGGCUAUAAAUUUGUAUUUAUAUGCUUUUCAGUUCAUGGUUUAAUUUUUUUUUUUUACAACCAGAAAUUCAGGUGGGUAACUGAAGAUUCGUCCAUAGUUUGGACUCAUGGAGAGGUGAGUUGAAUUUUUCUACCUUAAGCUCCAAGAUGUUGUCAUCAGUGCUGCCAUUUGCCUGGCUGAGCUGGAACCUGGUGGAAUAACUUUAACAUCAGGCAAAUUUUCAGAAUUUAUAUAUAGUUUUUUGAAUGUUGAAAUAUUAUCCAAUUUAGCUUUUGAUAUUCAAUAUUAUUUUUUUAAAGAAUGUAAACCCAAAUUAUUCAGUGAAAUGCAGUCCAAAGAAAAUGACCAAGAGUAGAAUCAUGCUUUUCUUGGGAGAAUAUCCUAGGGCUUGUAGUAUGGAUGGGAUUAUGUGGCCCUUGGGUUGAUGGUGUACUGUAACUCUCAGCAUUCCUCGCCAUUGUAUUUGGCAUACACACCCCAACAGCGAAUCCAGCCCCGGGGGAUGGGGUCCCUAUCUCUAUUUACCAAUUAAUCCUAUGUACAAGCAAGAGGGUAGUCUGGGAAGGGAGAAAGAAACAAUUACUCGGAUGUCCAUGGAAUUUGGCUCUUUCUCCUACUAGGUGAUGGACAUGCUUCACCAUGAAAAUGUGAUUCCCUCCCAACCACUUUUCCCUGAGAAAAUGUGGCUCCAGGGCAAGAUAAUGGUUUAUAUUCCCUUAUAUAGACAAUUCUCCAUGUCAAUUUGCAAUGGGUGCAACUGUACACUGUAGGAAAUUUGGCAGAGGACUCAAUGAACAGUUAGGUGUCAAUGGAAAAGGAAUUUAGUUUCCCAUUGAGGGAUCUGCUAUAUUGUACACAUUUCAGAGGGACAACCAUAAGGAAAGAUGCUACCAUUGAGCCAUGUGCCAAUCCAGAUUUGCAGUACAGCUGAAAAUAUAAGGUAUGGAUAUGAGUCAAUCAUGCCUCUGUUUGCUUGGCCUGGACAAUCUUAAGUAUACAUGAACUUAGAUACAAUUUAAUAUGGCACUAAAUGUUGCUGUUUUCCCCACACUUCCUCUUACACAUGAGCAUUUAACUAUCCAUAUGUUGGUCUCCAUGGGUGAAAAUGACUUGAAGGCACAAAACAAUGACAAUAAUUUUUGUCUGCCUGACACCUCUCCCUCUUUCUCUAAAUUUGUGCAUGCAUAUUGCAAUGCAACAUGUUGAUGUAUUUAUUAACAGAUCUCUUUCACUGAGCCGUUCUUCUGCAGAAAGUGAGAAUGUGACCACAGUGACAGCCUUCAUCCUCCUGGGCUUUACAGAAAAGCCAGAACUGUGCCCUUUCUUCUCAGUCAUCUUCCUUCUCCUGUAUGUGCUCACUGUCUUGGGCAAUGGCUGGAUGGUCACUUUGAUCAGAGCUGAGCAGCAUCUGCACACUCCCAUGUACUUCUUCCUCAGUAAUCUCUCUGUCUUGGAUCUUUGUUACUCCUCUGUUAUUGCACCCAAAGCGCUGGAGGUUCACCUGUACUGGGGCAGGGCAUCACUUUCCCUGCCAGCCUGUGCCACUCAGAUGUUCUGCUUCACCAUGCUGGUGACUGCUGAGUGUUUCCUCCUGGCAGUCAUGGCAUAUGAUCGCUAUAUGGCUAUUUGUCACCCAUUGACCUAUGCCUUGCUCAUGACCCAUGGCCGCUGUACCUGCCUUGUGCUGGGCGCUUACUGCUGCGGCCUUUUGGGCUCUCUCAUCCAGACAAGUGGGGCUUUCCGCCUGUCUCACUGUGGACCCAAUCGGAUCAACCACUUCUUCUGUGACAUCCCUGCAGUCUUGAAGCUCUCCUGCUCAGACACUUGGCUUUCUGAAGUGAUCCUUUUUGUUUCCACCAGCAUCAUUGCUGUGGUGACCACAACCGUCAUCUCCAUCUCUUACACCCAGGUUUUGCUUAAUGUCCUGAGGAGCCACACUGGACAAGGGAGACGGAAGGCUCUUUCUACCUGCACAUCCCACCUCACCACACUUGGUCUCUUCUAUGGCACUGCCAUCUUCAUGUAUGCCCAGCCAAGGACCAAGGCUGGGUCCCAAGACCAAGACAAAGUUGUCUCCAUGUUCUACACUCUGGUGAUCCCUAUGCUGAACCCAUUGAUCUACAGCUUGAGAAACAAAGAUGUGAAGGAAGCUAUGAAGCAUCUAAGGAGCAGGAAGAUAUUAGACCUAUUCAUGAAGUAGCUUUUAGGAUUUAUUUCCAUACAUCAUUGUUAGAUAUAUAAUGCUCUAUUAAUUAGAAAUGCAUUGUCUGG